Molecule: messenger RNA, 195 nt
Organism: Prunus armeniaca (apricot)
Lineage: Eukaryota; Viridiplantae; Streptophyta; Magnoliopsida; Rosales; Rosaceae
Source: the annotation of a GenBank genome assembly
AUGGGUGAGAGGAUCCUCCGUGCCCGUGUAAAAGGCGAUGUAGAGUGGCUGAAUGUCCUUCUCUUAGUGGUAAUUGAGGAUACGUUCGGGGCUGGUGGUUGUGGUGCUGCUCACUCUCCAGACGCCGGACCUUGUCAAAGAGAAGCCUCAUGGCCGGGUCGGCAUGAGGGAGAGUGUCGGGUGUUGAAGGCCUGA